This is a messenger RNA of Arachis ipaensis, 480 nucleotides long. Lineage: Eukaryota; Viridiplantae; Streptophyta; Magnoliopsida; Fabales; Fabaceae. The record is from RefSeq and is a predicted model, not a curated record.
AUGGCACCAGAAUAUGCAUUGCAUGGACAAUUUUCAAUAAAGUCAGAUGUUUUUAGUUUCGGAGUACUACUUCUUGAGAUAGUGAGCGGACACAAAAAUGGAGACAUCCAUAACGGCGAGUAUGUAGAACAUCUAAUAAGCUUUACAUGGAGAAAAUGGAGGGAAGGUUCUGACUCAGCCUCUGAUAUUGUAGAUCCCACAUUGAAUAGUAGAUUCGGAUAUCAAAUAAUGAGAUGCAUCCAUAUCGGAUUGUUAUGCGUUCAAGAGAAUUUAGCUGAUAGACCAACCAUGGCUACGGUUGUAGUGAUGCUUAAUAGCGACUCCCUCGCUCUUCCAAUGCCUUCAAGAGCAGCAUAUGUUAUUACGAAUAAUUCCGGAGAUUUAUCAAAUAGCAGCAGAUUAGGUGAAUCAAGAAACUAUGCUCUGCAAGCAGCAUCAGGCGCAAAUGAGGCUUCGUUUACUGAGCUCCAUCCUCGUUAG